AGCACAUGGCUCAUCGUCUUCCUAACAAGAGAGUUGGGAUUUGGAAAAGAGGAAUUGAGCGAAAGAAACAAAGAAAGUAAUGGGAAGCGCACCGGCUCAGAUUCCGACCAGCUUCGGCCAUGAGCUUAGGGCUUGUCUUCGCUGCCGUCUCGUCAAGACCUAUGACCAGUUCAGAGACGCAGGGUGCGAGAACUGUCCUUUCUUCAAGAUGGAAGAGGAUCACGAGCGUAUCGUCGAGGUCACGACUCCUAAUUUCAAUGGAAUAAUCUCUGUGAUGGAUCCAAGUAGAAGCUGGGCGGCUAGGUGGUUAAGAAUCGGGAAGUUUGCUCCUGGUUGCUACACUCUUGCUGUCUCAGAGCCACUCACUGAGGAAAUGCAGCACGUAUGCCAAGAAGAGCGUGUACAAUACGUUCCCCCGAAACGCAUGUGAAGCAACAUCAAGACAAAGACCAAGUAUCUUAUGUUAGCUCCAUGUAACAAUAUCAGGUUGCUUAUAUGUGUCUUCAUGUUGAAAAUUUCUAAGAAGUCGUUGCUUCUUUGAGUACACCUUAGGUUUCAUCUAUGUAAGGUCGUUAUGUAUAACUUUUGGACUUCCCGACCAAAUGCUUCUUUAAGUGAAUCGUUUUUGUUAGGAAAAAUGUAAACAUAAGUACAAAGGCCAGCCUAAGCUUCUUGGAACUAUGAAACGUUAUGAUCUGAUUAAGCUAUUUUUUAUCAAUCUA
This is a messenger RNA of Brassica rapa (field mustard), 722 nucleotides long. Its product is annotated as transcription elongation factor SPT4 homolog 2. Lineage: Eukaryota; Viridiplantae; Streptophyta; Magnoliopsida; Brassicales; Brassicaceae. Gene Ontology annotation, cellular component: DSIF complex; nucleus. Gene Ontology annotation, molecular function: RNA polymerase II complex binding; zinc ion binding. Gene Ontology annotation, biological process: transcription elongation by RNA polymerase II; regulation of DNA-templated transcription; transcription elongation-coupled chromatin remodeling. The record is from RefSeq and is a predicted model, not a curated record.